Grammomys surdaster is the source of this 4027-nucleotide messenger RNA. RefSeq names its product MYST/Esa1 associated factor 6 (gene Meaf6). The record is from RefSeq and is a predicted model, not a curated record. Bases 14 to 592 code for a protein of 192 amino acids. Gene Ontology annotation, cellular component: NuA4 histone acetyltransferase complex. NCBI's taxonomy places the organism in Eukaryota, Metazoa, Chordata, Mammalia, Rodentia, Muridae. The transcript is spliced from 6 exons.
GCUUGAGCCCAACAUGGCGAUGCACAACAAGACGGCGCCGCCGCAGAUCCCAGACACCCGGCGGGAGCUGGCCGAGCUGGUGAAGCGGAAGCAGGAGCUGGCGGAAACACUUGCAAACUUGGAGAGACAGAUCUAUGCUUUUGAAGGAAGCUACCUGGAAGACACUCAGAUGUAUGGCAAUAUUAUCCGUGGCUGGGAUCGGUAUUUGACCAAUCAAAAAAACUCCAAUAGCAAAAACGACCGGAGGAACCGGAAGUUCAAGGAGGCCGAGCGGCUCUUCAGCAAAUCCUCAGUCACGUCGGCUGCUGCAGUAAGUGCCUUGGCAGGGGUUCAGGACCAGCUCAUCGAAAAGAGGGAGCCAGGAAGUGGAACGGAAAGCGAUACUUCUCCAGACUUCCACAAUCAGGAAAACGAGCCUGCGCAGGAGGACCCCGAAGACCUGGACGGUUCUGUUCAGGGAGUGAAGCCUCAGAAAGCUGCCUCUUCCGCCUCCUCAGGGAGCCAUCACAGCAGCCACAAAAAACGGAAGAAUAAAAACCGGCACAGAAUGAAUGUCUCCCCCCAAACUGGCUGGCACCAGCUCCAUCUGUGACCCCCCCCCUCCAUCGAGAAGUGCACACACCUCUGAUUCUGUGUUACGCUAAAAGUAGACCCCAAGGUCCUUAGCAGAUGGAGGCUGUAAAUAUCUGCCAUUCUCUUGUUUUGUUUUGUGUCGUAUUGUUUUUUUAUUGUUGUUUUUACCAUCUGAUUUUCUUUUGGGACAUUUUGUGAUGCCUGUACCUUCCCGAUGACACAUCUGAUCGUCUGUUUCAUGUGGUGUCGAUAUUCAUAACUGAAACUAAAGUGGCUUUUAGAAGGAAACGGGCACUUGGCUCUUUGGCUUCUUGAUUUCUUCAGGGGAAAGUAGAGAUUAUUUAAUGACAGACGGCCUAUUCGGAGCAGUUCAUGUUCGAGGAACAAGAAAGCUGAAAAGCACACACUGAAGCCCUCUCGUUGAAAUAGACAUUUCCCUGGUUGACACUUCUUGCAUUCCUCCUAAACCUGAGCUUCUUUCCUCUCUAUUUUACUACUACCAUGCCUGUCGGAGAUUUUCUUUUUCCAUCUUUUCUCUUUUUGCUGAUAUUCACCUGGUUAGAUAUUGCUCUAAAAAUCACCAAGUCAGUGGAAAAGCCCAGAAUUACUGAACCUCAGCUUCCACUGAGUAAAGUGAGAUCCUCACAAGAGCCAGCACUGCUCACAGAUGUCCUUCCCCGAAGAGCUCCAUGCCCCAUCCUUGUGUCCUUGGCUGCACUUUGCAGUCACUUGGGGAGCUCAGCCCAGUGCUGAUGCUGGGAUCCCAACCCCAGAACUCUAGGGUAUGCCUUGGUGUUGAGGUUCUAAAGAGUCCAAGCUGCUGGAAGCCACUGUGGUAAGAGACUGAGCCAUACAGAACUGGAUCAGGAUGAGGGUUAAGAUUCAGGGUCUUGCCUGUCCUCUGAUGGUCUAUUCACAAGUCCUCUCCUAUGCCUGGGUCUUUGUAGGAGACUUGAGCCUUUGUGGUCAUGUUGUUGGCAGAGAUGGCUGGCCUCUUAACCAGAAUCACCCUGUCAGAUGUGCAAAAGCCUUUCAUUUUGUUCUUAAACAGACUCCUUUUCUUUGAUGAUUUCCUGAUCUUUGGCUAUGUCUUUUGUCAGCGGUUCUUAAGGAAGUAGUUUAUUAGUUUAUAUUAUGUAGAUUGUUACUUGAGAAGGAAAAUCUCAGAAGCAUUUCGUUAGUUUAUUGCUUUGUCCUUAACUCUGAGGAAAGCGUGUGACUCUAAAACAUCUGGACCUCCACAGUUGACUGUGCCCUGGAGGGAUAGUGGAACUGCUCAGUAGAAGGUGUAUUAUUUAUUUACUACAGUGCAGAGAGUUGGACACAGCCCCCCCCCCCCCAACACACACACAUGCUAGGCAAGUGAUCUACCACUGAGUACACUCCCAACCCCUGAAGGUGUGGUAUGCAAUAACAUGUCUGUGUAUGUAACUGACCCCGGGUGUGUGUAGAAGACUGGCUUGUGGGCUAUUGUUUUAUGCCUCCCCCCAUCCCCAACCUCCACCCUGUAAAGUUUAACUGUUGAUUGGGUCUUCUAGUUUUCCUGUAAACUGGACAGUGGUACUCAGGCUUUGAUAAAUUACUUACUUUUCCUGUUUCUGAGUAGCUUCGAACAAGGGCAUCAAGGAUACCAGUGGUUAGCUCAAUGACAGAGUAAUUGUCAAGCAUGCACAGAGUCCUGGGGGUUGACCCUCAGUACCGUAUGAUCCUGGACACGGUGGUGUAUGCCUUUAGUCCUAGUUCUCAGGAGGAUCACAAGGCAAGGGUCAUCCCUGGCUACGUAGGGAGUUUGAGGUUCGUUUGGGCCACAAGGAACUUUACUGUAAAAACAAAAUACCAACUCCAAUAAACGCUGACACUAGCUUUAUCAACCAUGUUUAUAGUUCAUGGAAGGAAUGAGUGAGUGCUUGCUUACACGCAGGAAUUUUUAUCUCAGUGGGUAGGAUUGCCUAUCGCUGCAGCCAGCAGUCCCUACACUGCAGUGGCAUCUAAGGCCCUUACGUGUUGUGGGAGGGACUAGUUAGUUAGCCAACUCCUGAGUCAGGUGUGACAGCGCAGGUCUGUAAUCUUAGCACUUGGGAGGUGGAGGCAGAGGAGUUCAAGGCCAGCCUAGGCCAUUAGCAGCUGGCCUGGGUUGGAGCCAGCUGAGAAGCAACAGCUGAUUCCAGAGAUGCCCCUGUCCUCCAGAAAGACAAAGGAAAGGCGUGGGGGGCAGCUCACUAGCUGCUGCAGCUUGUUGCUCUGUGCUUCUCUCUAACUCAGGAAGAGCUCACCCUUGGCCUCUGGUAGUUGUAAGACAAAACCUGGCCUUUUGUGAUAACUUCUUUGCCCACUACUUGGAGGACAAGUAGCUUUACUCUAGUGCAAAGCUUCAUGAGUCAAGAGUACUAUUCCAAGGACUGAGGAAGGGGCCGUUCUGUUUAAAGUCAUGUUCCAGCAUGCUGAGGUGCAUGAGGAGAUGGGGAGCAGGACCAGCCCAUGGGUUAGGAGCCUGCAGGAGGGGCCUUAGGAAUUGGGACAAGCACAGUGUGGGGCCAAGAGCUACGCUUUCAAAGCUGCUGUUUUGACCCAGUGAGGUCCCAUGUCUCAGGAGCCUCAGGACACCAGGAGAAAGGCAUCCGUUACUGCACAGGUUAAACCAUUUUUCCACACUUGAGUUUGUACUGUUUGCUUUCAGGGAAAACCUUUUGUUCCAAGAGUAGGAAACAGGCAGUGGGGUCUUCACCUGAAAACAUGAGCCUUUGUUCUGGGGCACAGCAAGUGGAGAGAGUGGUGCCCCCGUCUCCACACUUGCAGUAUAAAGGAAGGACUAAGGAGCCCGCGCUUGUAAGCUGUCGGCCUGUGGUUUUAAAACACUCUCUAGCUUGGCUUUUGCUCCUAUUUGGACUUUCCAACCCUCAGCCUUAUUCCAAAUCACCAAGGCAUUUGCACACUUGCAGAUCUAUUCAGAAGCUAUGACUUGAUGUUCUGGUAGAAGGAGGUAGAAGGCAGUGGCCUGUACAUUACUUCCUUUCAACACAGACUGUCUGAAUAGUGCCUAGGAGGGCUGUGUGUGUGUGUGUGUGUGUGUGUGUGUGCAGGUGCCCUUGCAUGAAAGUGUGUGAGGGGAGGGUAUCCUGGUCUAACCCAGUGUUCAAAAUGGGUGUUCCAGGUCUGGAUUUGUGGGGUUAGCCUCAGGAUUUGAAGCACAGGUUUCAUUUUGAGAACUGUUCUGUGGAGUCCGUCGUACCGUGGGUCUGAAAGGAAGUAGGGUGUGGCAGCGGGGGUGUCCAAGGGAGAGUGGGCGUGGAAAGGCUCAGGAUGUGGGAGGAAAAGAUCAGAUCUUUGAUGCGUUUCCACUUGGGACCUCAGCCCUAUGUAGUUCUUUACUUUGAAUAUGUUGUGUAAUACACGUAAACAUUAAAUCAUUAGUACAUGUGGAUAAUUUAUAAAUAAAUAUUAGGUUGAACCACAA